Carlito syrichta (Philippine tarsier) is the source of this 1545-nucleotide messenger RNA. RefSeq names its product integrin alpha-3-like. NCBI's taxonomy places the organism in Eukaryota, Metazoa, Chordata, Mammalia, Primates, Tarsiidae. Gene Ontology annotation, cellular component: integrin complex; external side of plasma membrane. Gene Ontology annotation, biological process: cell-cell adhesion; cell adhesion mediated by integrin; integrin-mediated signaling pathway. Gene Ontology annotation, molecular function: integrin binding. The record is from RefSeq and is a predicted model, not a curated record. The transcript has 13 exons. The coding region runs from base 1 to 1545 and encodes 514 amino acids.
AUGGAGUACCCUUCUCUGGCCCUCUCCGAUGACCAGUCCAAAGGGCUGUCAACUGGGCGGGAAGAGGAAGAGGAUGUCCUUUACAGUAAGAGGGACCCUGACCAUCACAUUAUUGAGGACAUGUGGCUCGGAGUGACUGUGGCCAGCCAGGGUCCCGCAGGUAGAGUCCUGGUCUGUGCCCACCGCUACACCCAGGUGCUGUGGUCAGGGUCAGAGGACCAGCGGCGCAUGGUGGGCAAGUGCUACGUGCGAGGCAAUGACCUGGACCUGGACCCCAGCGAUGACUGGCAGACCUACCACAAUGAGAUGUGCAACAGCAACACCGACUACCUGGACACGGGCAUGUGCCAGCUGGGCACCAGCGGCGGCUUCACCCAGAACACCGUGUACUUCGGUGCCCCCGGAGCCUAUAACUGGAAAGGAAACACCUACAUGAUUCAGCGGAAGGACUGGGAUUUGUCUGAAUAUAGUUACAGGGACCCAGAGGACCAAGGAAAUCUCUAUAUUGGGUACACGGUGCAGGUAGGCAGCGCCAUCCUGCACCCCACGGACAUCACCAUUGUGACGGGUGCCCCGCGGCACCGACACGUGGGUGCCGUCUUCCUGCUGAGCCAGGAGAUAGGCGGAGAAUUGCAGAGGCGGCAGGUGCUGGAGGGCACGCAGGUGGGCGCCUACUUUGGCAGCGCCAUUGCCCUGGCAGACCUGAAUAAUGAUGGGUGGCAGGACCUGCUGGUGGGUGCCCCCCACUACUUUGAGCGGAAGGAGGAGGUAGGGGGUGCCCUCUAUGUCUUCAUGAACCAGGCGGGAACCUCCUUCCCUGCCCACCCCUCCCUCCUCCUUCACGGCCCCAGUCGCUCUGCCUUCGGCUUCUCCGUGGCCAGCAUUGGUGACAUCAACCAGGAUGGAUUCCAGGACAUUGCUGUGGGAGCCCCAUUCGAGGGCUUAGGCAAGGUGUACAUCUACCACAGCAGCUCCGGGGGGCUCCUCAGACAGCCCCAGCAGGUGAUCCAUGCUGAGAAGCUGGGACUGCCAGGCUUGGUUACUUUCGGCUACUCCCUGAGUGGGCAGAUGGACGUGGAUAAGAACCUCUACCCAGACCUGCUCGUGGGGAGCCUGUCAGACCACAUCGUGCUGCUGCGGGCCCGGCUCAUCAUCAACAUCAUCCACAGGACCUUGGUGGCCAGGCCAGCAGUGUUGGACCCCACGCUCUGCACAGCCACCUCCUGUGUGCAGGUGGAGCUGUGCUUUGCUUACAACCAGAGUCCCAUCAUCAUCUCCAUGAACUACUCUUUACCUUUGCGGAUGCCCGAUCGCCCCCGACUGGGGCUGCGGUCCCUGGACGCCUACCCAGUCCUCAACCAGGCGCAGGCUCUGAAGAACCACACUGAGGCCCAGUUCCAGAAAGAAUGCGGGUCGGGGAAGACGCCCACAAAGCGCUGCUCACCCUGGCGAUGCCCUCCAGCCUGCUGUUGUCCUCCUGUGCCCUCCUACCUCCUGGGCUUCCUUGAAACAAACGCUAGCGUGGGGGAGGGGGAGAUCCAGUAA